Messenger RNA from Aureococcus anophagefferens, 1006 nucleotides. Its product is annotated as expressed protein. The record is from RefSeq and is a predicted model, not a curated record. Lineage: Eukaryota; Pelagophyceae; Pelagomonadales; Pelagomonadaceae. Gene Ontology annotation, cellular component: cytoplasm. Gene Ontology annotation, molecular function: ubiquitin-protein transferase activity; protein binding. The transcript is spliced from 2 exons. The coding region runs from base 73 to 990 and encodes 305 amino acids.
GCUCCCAAGCGGGCUCUGAAAGCGUACACGAUCUUCGCGUGGGAGCGUCGACCGGCGCUGGAGAAGCAGGGCAUGUCUCUCGGCGAGAUUGGUAGAGCACUCGGCGAGGAGUGGAGCGAGCUCAGUCAAACAGAUCAGGAGUACUAUGAAGAAUGUGCUUACACGGACAAGCGUCGCUACGAAGCGGAGCUGGUCUUCGUCGCGGCGGGCGCUUCGCACCUCGACGCGCCGCUCUCUUGGCUCUACCCGUCCAGCGGCCCGAGGACCAACGCGGGCGACGGGAUUUGGAAGAUGGACGGUCACGCCGACUCCGAGCUCUUCGAAGCCGCCCUUUCCGCGACCGUGGGCCUGCGGGAAUGCGCGCUGAAAGGCGGCAAGUGGUAUUACGAGAUUACCAUUCUAGAUUUCUGUUCCGUUCCUCAGUUCGGCUGGGCGCUCUCCGGCCUCGCCCCGACUUCAAUCAACGGCUGCGGCGACGACGGUAGGUCCUACGCCUGCGACGGCGACCGGUCCAUGCUCUGGGGCCCCGGGGCGAACUGGUCGACGGAACGACACUUCUUCCCGAACCUCCCGUGGAAGGUGGGCGACGUCGUCGGGUGCGCGCUCGACCUCGACUGCCGGGAGAUCCGCUUCUCCGUCAACGGCGUCUACGACGGCGAAGAGCCCAGCUUCUGCGACAUCGUCGACGUCUCCGACGCCGCCGCUUACUUCCCCGCGCUCUCGAUGCGCGCGGGCCAGGUCUCGGUCAACUUCGGCGGCGCGCGCGCCUUCCAGCACCUUCCGGACGGCUACGUCGCCGUCGACCGCGCCGCCGAGCCCGCCGCGGAGCCGCCGCCGCCGGCUCCGAAGCCGCUCACCGGCGCGGCCGCGCUUUUGGAGACGCUGGACAAGUUCAAGGCGCAGAACGGCGGCGUCGACGACCCGUACUACGCCUGCAUGCGCAGUGCGCUCGAGGAGCUGGAAAUCGAGGAGCGCGAGGAGGGGUCGUAAUCCAGCUUUAGUCUUG